UGUCACAUUGACACUUCAAGAUAGACAAAAAUCGUCCUUGAUUGGAGUGUGCUUGCAGGUUUGGAUUACUGCCGUUAUUGAAUCAUUUAAUUAGAAAAAUCGAUAUGGAAGCCCGAAACGAAGACACUCCUCCAGCAGAAAGAACUAUUUUUGAUGCAAUAGGUCAAGGCGACUUGACAGAAUUCAAAAAUAUUUUGGCACAGCACAAGGGUGGAGUCGAUUUCUUUGACGAAAAUGGUAUGACGGCCCUCCAACACGCCGCUUAUAAGGGGAGCAAGGAUAUGGUGCAACUACUACUUGAUAGGGGAGCAGAUGUGCAUUCCGGAAAACACGAGUACAAUUAUACAGCCUUACACUUUGGGGCACUUUCUGGGAGUUCUGAUGUUUGCAAGUUGCUUCUGGAUGCUGGCGCCAAGUCUACAGCCACCAACUCCGUUGGCCGUUCUGCUGCUCAAAUGGCAGCAUUCGUGGGUAACCACCACACCGUCGCUACUAUCAACAACUACGUUCCUCGCUGUGAAAUCGCAUACUUUUCUGUGCCCCAAGGCCAACAAACAGAGCCUUACCUGCCACCAUUCUUAGUAGAACCUCUUCACAAGCUCGUUCUUGGGGUUAACAUCCAUCCUGUCAGGCUGGCCCUCAACCUUCAGAGCACUCCAAUCUUACUGGAAAACGCUGACAAAGUCAGCAAAGUCUUAGAAAUGAUGUGCAAGAAGGAAAUGUCCAGAGGCAGCGAAACAAAUGAAGUUAUGGCCUUUAAAUACCACUACCUCGCUUAUAUCGUAAGAGAAAUCAAUAAUAUAAGAGACAAGCAGAAACCUGUUUCAGAUAAGGAUGAGAAGAAACAUGAUGUUGUUGAAAUAUUUUCUAAGAAACUUUUGAAACCAGGCAAAGAUGGGUACUCCUUGGACUUAAUGGAUACUUUCCUCAAGGAUUGUGUCAGAGAGUUUCCAUUUAGAGAAUGUACAACUUUCCAUCAAAUGGUCACUGCCCUGACUAGUAAAGAUGCCCCACCUGCAUUGUCCGUUAUCAACUGUACUAUAAAUGGGCAGCGUGGGUUUGUUGAUGCGAUCCCAUACUGCAGCACUUGCGGUGAGGAGCAGCCAGCAAAAAAAUGUUCUAAAUGCAAAUCUGUACAAUACUGUGAUAGGGAGUGCCAGAGAUUGCACUGGUUUGUUCAUAAGAAGGCUUGCAAUCGGGAGUCUAGUGCCCCUGUUACAACGAACAAUGUGAAAUUGAGCAGCAUUGAUGCCAAUGAACUGAGUUCCGAACUUCAAAACCUAGUGGCUGGAUAGGGUCUUGUAACUAUGUUUGUAUGUAAUGGAUGAUAUAGUUUCUAUUGUUCGCAAUGUUGUGCUUUAAAUAAAUACAUGUAUUGUGAGAUA
Ostrinia nubilalis (European corn borer) is the source of this 1385-nucleotide messenger RNA. RefSeq names its product ankyrin repeat and MYND domain-containing protein 2. Bases 105 to 1295 code for a protein of 396 amino acids. Lineage: Eukaryota; Metazoa; Arthropoda; Insecta; Lepidoptera; Crambidae. Gene Ontology annotation, molecular function: protein binding. The transcript is spliced from 2 exons. The record is from RefSeq and is a predicted model, not a curated record.